Lindgomyces ingoldianus is the source of this 707-nucleotide messenger RNA. RefSeq lists its product as uncharacterized. The transcript has a single exon. Lineage: Eukaryota; Fungi; Ascomycota; Dothideomycetes; Pleosporales; Lindgomycetaceae. The record is from RefSeq and is a predicted model, not a curated record. The coding region runs from base 178 to 594 and encodes 138 amino acids.
CCAUUCCCAACCACCCGCAUCAUCAUUACACUGCACACAUUCUUCGGAGCCCGCCGAGACGCCCAUGAUCAAUCAUCGCGGCCUCGAUGCAAGGUCUCCCGGGAAUGGCGGACCAAUCCGCAUCUUGGCCCUACGGGUCGCAGAAACGGUCAGCAGGCCAGCCCCCAGGCAGUCGGCAUGAAUUUCCUACGUCUAUUCUUGCUUUUCGUAUGCCCAGAAUCGAUAUCCCGUAAGCGCCUUGGCCUGUCAUAUCUAUCGAUAGGCUCAGAUAUCAAAUGCAGAGGGAACAUUGGCGACAUCGAUUCAAGUGUGAUGUGGAGGCGGUUCAUGCAUCGCGCUUACACCCCGCCAUUGUCUUUGAUCACGCACCUGCAUUCGCCGAAACGCUGGACUCACUUACCCCUCCUCAACACAACUCAAUUCACCCAGGGCAAGGAAGCCAGUACGCAGAGUUUUCGCUUCACUACUACGGUACCGGAUAUCAGGUACCUCCAACAAGCGUUUUGGUUGAUACGGAACCCGCAUAUCCUGCUACAAAUCCAGCCCGAUAUUCUACCCCCUCGUCCUAAGAAGGCAACUCAGAUUAAGUCGUGAAACGGGGGAGUCGUUGUCCUCAUCCACGUGCUGGGCGAUCUAGCCGCCGCCGCCGUCAAGUCUGCAUAGGCGCCGGCGGCUGAAGAGAUCACUCACAUCGGUCCCAAAGUAGA